AUGGUUGUAUCUCACUUGAAAGCUUUGGAGAUGUUUCAAACUGUAAAUGGUUGUGGAAGGUCUCGCUUCAUGGGAGUUACAAAGUACAUCCACUCUAUGGGAAAUGCUAUCGAAUAUCAUUUUAUCAGUGUCGGUCUUCAACCUCAGAUUCGAAAGAAUUUUGUAGGUAGGUUCUUUAGGGGGAACACGUUUACAAUACGUUGUCCACAUCUCAAGGUGGACUCAAAUUCAGUGCGUAUUCGACAUGAUAGAGAUUACACUUUUACACUGCGUCUUCCAGAAGAUUGGUACAAUGACUUUUCUGGGUUCUUAAUACGCGUUGUUACCAACGACAUAAGUCUGGAUAUUGAUAUAGUCAUCAAGCAUGAGCCACAUGAAGAAGAUUCUCGAUUUGAGCUUUGGCAGGAGUCUCAUCAAGCACCAAAGCCCGAAUAUAAUGGGAAAGGAAAGACACAUAUGGGAUAUAAUCCUUUUGCUCAGCUUGUUCUUCGGAAAAGUAAAGAUGAUACGCAUCAAACAACAAAAGGCACAACAAAUUCCUCACAGGUUUGGGAUAAGGAAGAUCAUAAUAGAAAGACAUUUGAGAUCCAACAAGAUUCAAAGUCUUCUAUCAAGAUUCUAUGGCAAGCUUAG
Molecule: messenger RNA, 633 nt
Organism: Lactuca saligna
Lineage: Eukaryota; Viridiplantae; Streptophyta; Magnoliopsida; Asterales; Asteraceae
Source: the annotation of a GenBank genome assembly